Messenger RNA from Paecilomyces variotii, 975 nucleotides. RefSeq names its product aldehyde reductase. The transcript has 2 exons. The coding region runs from base 1 to 975 and encodes 324 amino acids. Gene Ontology annotation, cellular component: cytoplasm. Gene Ontology annotation, biological process: inositol catabolic process. NCBI's taxonomy places the organism in Eukaryota, Fungi, Ascomycota, Eurotiomycetes, Eurotiales, Thermoascaceae. Gene Ontology annotation, molecular function: inositol oxygenase activity; iron ion binding. The record is from RefSeq and is a predicted model, not a curated record.
AUGGCCCCCGCUGCUGUUGUGGAAGCUCCUGUGGCUCAGACUCCUGUUCCUUCCUUCAAGAAGGACCGUGAUGGACUGGCCUUGGAGAGCCUGUCCGACGACAUUGACAAGGUCAACAUUCUGAAGAGUAACCUGAAGAAGGAAAAUAAAGACAAGGAUAUUUACGAGGAGUCUGACUUCGACAAGAACAAGGACAAGACCCAGUUCCGCCAGUACGAGGACGCCUGUGACCGUGUCAAGAACUUCUACAAGGAGCAGCACACGAAGCAGACUGUCGCCUACAACCUCAAGGCUCGCAAUGACUUUCACUCUAAGACUCGUGCGGAGAUGAGCAUCUGGGAAGCCAUGGAGAAGCUGAACACAUUGAUCGACGAGUCUGACCCCGACACCUCACUUUCUCAGAUUGAGCACUUGCUCCAGUCUGCAGAGGCUAUCCGCCGGGACGGCAAGCCCAGAUGGAUGCAGCUGACCGGUUUGAUCCACGACUUGGGCAAGCUGCUCUACUUCUUCGACGCUCAGGGCCAGUGGGAUGUUGUUGGCGACACUUUCCCCGUUGGCCUUGCCUUCGACAACCGAAUUAUCUACGGUACCGAAUCCUUCAAGGACAACCCCGACUACGGCCACGAUGUCUACGGUACCAAAUUUGGAAUCUACAGCCCUGGCUGCGGCCUUGACAACGUGAUGCUCUCAUGGGGUCACGACGAGUACCUGUACCAUGUCGUCAAGGACCAGUCGACGCUGCCUGAGGAGGCCCUCGCCAUGAUCCGCUACCACUCCUUCUACCCGUGGCACAAUGCUGGAGCUUACCAAGAGCUCAUGAACGACAAGGACCAUCAGAUGCUGAAGGCAGUCAAGGCUUUCAACCCCUAUGACCUCUACAGCAAGAGUGACGAUGUCCCUUCCGUGGAGGAACUCAAGCCAUACUAUCUUGAGCUUAUCGAUGAAUUUUUCCCCAGCAAAGUCAUCAAGUGGUAG